Messenger RNA from Hyaena hyaena (striped hyena), 2916 nucleotides. It is a transcript of the gene FBXO10, whose product is annotated as F-box protein 10. Bases 4 to 2916 code for a protein of 970 amino acids. The transcript is spliced from 11 exons. The record is from RefSeq and is a predicted model, not a curated record. NCBI's taxonomy places the organism in Eukaryota, Metazoa, Chordata, Mammalia, Carnivora, Hyaenidae. Gene Ontology annotation, biological process: regulation of apoptotic process; protein ubiquitination; ubiquitin-dependent protein catabolic process. Gene Ontology annotation, molecular function: protein binding.
AUUAUGCAGAGUGAAAAAAAGCCAAUCCCAAGAGAUGAGGUGACCAUGGAGGCUGGCGGUCUCCCCUUGGAGCUCUGGCGCAUGAUUUUAGCCUACCUGCACCUUCCUGACCUGGGCCGCUGCAGCCUGGUGUGCAGGGCCUGGUAUGACCUGAUCCUCAGUCUCGACAGCACCCGCUGGCGGCAGCUGUGUCUGGGAUGCACCGAAUGCCGCCACCCCAACUGGCCCAACCAGCCCGAUGUGGAGCCUGAGUCUUGGAGGGAGGCCUUCAAGCAGCAUUACCUUGCCUCCAAGACAUGGACCAAGAAUGCCCUGGACUUGGAGUCCUCUGUCUGCUUUUCUCUCUUUCGCCGGAGGAGGGAACGCCGUACCCUGAGUGUUGGGCCAGGCCAUGAGUUUGACAGCCUGGGCAGUGCCUUGGCCAUGGCUAGCCUGUAUGACCGAAUUGUGCUUUUCCCAGGUGUGUAUGAAGAGCAAGGUGAAAUCAUCCUGAAGGUACCCGUGGAGAUCGUCGGCCGCGGGAAGUUGGGUGAAGUGGCCCUGCUAGCCAGCAUUGACCAGCACUGCUCCACCACACGCCUGUGCAACCUUGUCUUCAUGCCCGCCUGGUUCUCCCCGUUCAUGUUUAAGACAACAUCAGGUCAUGUCCAAUUCGACAACUGCAACUUUGAGAACGGGCACAUCCAGGUCCAUGGCCCAGGCACCUGCCAAGUGAAGUUUUGCACCUUCAAAAACACCCAUGUUUUCCUUCACAACGUGCCCCUGUGUGUGCUGGAAAACUGUGAAUUUGUGGGCAGUGAAAACAACUCUGUGACUGUGGAGGGCCACCCAUCUGCAGACAAGAACUGGGCCUACAAGUAUCUACUAGGGCUUAUCAAGUCCUCCCCCAGUGUGCUCCCCACGGAGAACUCUGACUCUUUAAUGUCCCUGGACCUGGAGAGCAGGGACCAGGCUUGGAGCCCAAGGACCUGUGACAUCGUCAUUGAAGGCAGCCAAAGCCCUACCAGCCCAGCUUCUACCUCCCCAAAGCCAGGCUCCAAGGCUGGCUCCCUGGAGGCAGAGGUGGGCAGUGAUGGGGAAAGGGUGGCCCAGACCCCAGACAGCAGCGAUGGAGGACUGAGUCCUAGUGGUGAGGACGAGGACGAGGACCAGCUCACAUACAGACUGUCCUACCAAGUGCAGGGCCCACGCCCUGUGCUAGGGGGCUCCUUUCUAGGCCCGCCACUUCCAGGAGCGUCCAUUCAGCUGCCCAGCUGCCUAGUGCUGAACUCCCUGCAGCAGGAGCUGCAGAAGGACAAGGAGGCCAUGGCACUGGCCAGCUCCGUGCAGGGCUGCCUCAUCCGCAAGUGCCUCUUCCGGGACGGAAAGGGAGGCGUCUUUGUUUGCUCCUAUGGCCGAGCCAAGAUGGAAGGAAACAUCUUCCGGAACCUGACUUACGCAGUGCGGUGUAUACAUAAUAGCAAGAUUGUCAUGCUCAGGAAUGACAUUCACCGCUGCAGAGCGUCAGGCAUCUUCCUUCGCUUGGAGGGCGGAGGCUUGAUCGCAGGCAACAACAUUUACCACAAUGCGGAGGCGGGCGUGGACAUCCGGAAAAAGUCCAACCCACUCAUACUGUGUAACCAGAUCCACCACGGCCUUCGUUCUGGCAUUGUCGUCCUUGGCAAUGGGAAAGGUGUCAUCCGCAACAACCAAAUCUUUUCAAAUAAGGAGGCUGGCAUUUAUAUCCUGUACCACGGAAAUCCAGUCGUGAGCGGGAACCACAUUUUCAAGGGCCGUGCAGCAGGCAUAGCAGUGAACGAGAAUGGCAAAGGCCUCAUCACAGAAAAUGUCAUCCGUGAGAAUCAGUGGGGAGGUGUAGACAUCCGCCGAGGAGGAGUCCCCGUCCUCAGAAGCAACCUCAUCUGCUUCGGCUACUCAGAUGGUGUGGUCGUGGGAGAUGAAGGCAAAGGACUGAUAGAAGGAAACACCAUCUAUGCUAACAAGGGCUGUGGUGUGUGGAUGAUGUCGUCCAGCCUGCCCCACGUCACCAGCAACCACGUCAGCUACAAUGGCCUGUACGGGGUGGCAGUGUUCAGUCAGAAGGAGGGCUCCGGUGAGUUCCCUGGAGGACACGGGGCCCAGGAGAACUUCAGCGAGGACGGGGACGCCAUCCUUUGGGAGACGGAGCUGGAGAAGGACGACGACCCGCUGCGCCGGCCCGUCACCAUAGCUCUUGUUGAGUCUAACAGUAUUAAUCACAACGGAGCCUCAGGACUCUACGUCCAGAGCAGUGAGGCGCUGCAUGUCCUCACCAACGUGAUCCACGCUAACGGGGACAGAGGCAUCACCGUGGCCCAGAGCAGCCAGCUCACCCGUGUGGCCAACAACAGCAUCUCCUGCAACCGCCAGAGUGGGGUCAAGGUCGAGGCCCAGUGCAAGGUGGAGCUCCGGGGCAACGGUAUCUAUGACAACAGAGGCCAUGGCAUCAUCACCAAGGGCGACAGCACCGUGGUCAUCGAAAAUGACAUCAUUGGCAACCGGGGCAGCGGGCUGCAGCUACUGCCCAGGUCCGACACAAAGGUGAUAAAGAACCGGAUCCAUUCAUUCCGGGCCUACGGCAUUGCAGUGCGGGGCCGCGCCAAGGCCCUGGUACAGGAGAACAUCAUCUUCCAGGGCAAGGCCAGCAAGACGAUCUUUCAGCAGAUCUCAAACAACCGAGAAUGUAUCAUGCAAAACAACAAGUUCCUGGUGUUCAAGAAAAAGUCUGAUACGUGGCGCCUGGUGAACCCACCAGCACGGCCUCACCUUGAAAGUUCUCUCCGAGGCCCGUCUGCAGCCCACAGUGGGCAGAAGGUGACGGCCAUGGCGACCAGGAUCACCGCCCGCGUGGAAGGUGGUUACCACAGCAAUCGCAGCGUCUUCUGCACCAUUCUGUAA